This is a messenger RNA of Astyanax mexicanus (Mexican tetra), 4248 nucleotides long. Its product is annotated as neuronal acetylcholine receptor subunit alpha-9-II. The transcript has 5 exons. Lineage: Eukaryota; Metazoa; Chordata; Actinopteri; Characiformes; Acestrorhamphidae. Gene Ontology annotation, cellular component: synapse; postsynaptic membrane; neuron projection. Gene Ontology annotation, biological process: monoatomic ion transmembrane transport; regulation of membrane potential; signal transduction. The record is from RefSeq and is a predicted model, not a curated record. Gene Ontology annotation, molecular function: acetylcholine-gated monoatomic cation-selective channel activity; transmembrane signaling receptor activity. Bases 1637 to 3223 code for a protein of 528 amino acids.
GCGGUCCCGAGCCGAGGUGGGCGGGGCCAUGAAUACUAAUUCACGGGUUGAUGUAGACACGGUGCUUUUCCUGAUCGACUCGUUUUUCUGAAUAUUUUCUUUUACUAGCUGCUGCAGAUAAAGAGGAAGAGUUUCAUGUGCAGCAUCAUUUACAUAUACAUACAUCACAUACAAUGUGAAGUGAUGUCAGUGUAUUGCUCUUCAGGAUAUGAGGACAGGUGUGUGUUUGUACAGGUACAGGGUGUGUGAAGACUCUUCAGAGGGAUGAUCAGUAAUGAUGCUAACUGUAUCCGUCUCAUCAUCUCCGUUACCUGCCCACCCGCUGUGCUGCUGAUUGACAGCUGAAUGCCUGGCUGGCCUGAUGAGGCCCUGCGGCCCGAGAGCGUCCGGUUUCAGGCGGGUGAUACCCGACCCCGCCGGGUCCUGUUGCCCCGUCUGAACGCAGCAGUGCGGUCAGUGUGCUGUCCGCCAAACGCCCAUUUAGUGCAGCGGUUGAGGGAGGAAGCAGACACCUGUCGCUCUCUCUCUAUCUCUCUUUAUCUGUCUUUCUUUAUCUGUCUUUCUCUCGGGUCGGUGUAAUUGGGGUUGGAUGGAGUACCGGCCCGGUUCAGUUCAGUUCUCUGCAUCAAUGUGAAUCAUCCUGGUUCAGAAAUGUACGGGACGCUGCUGGCUGUGUGCUUCGGGACGCUGGUCCUGGAAGGUAAGUGUCAGCUGCGUGGUUUGUUCAGGGGAGUUCCUGAUGAGUGCCAGUUUCACCAUUAUAACGUUUUUGAUGGUAUUUUUUGAGACUGCACUUGAAGAUACUUUGAAAGUUCUUGAAAUUCUUCUUUUCGAAUAGACUGACCUUCAUUUAAUUUUAAAGUGUUUUUUUUUCUUUAUUUAGUUGAGUAGUUGUUUCUUCUCAUAAUCUGAGAUAUUAGAACAUUACUGAAAUAUUCACUAUUCACUGUAUACCUGUAACUCUACCUCUUCACUACUUUACUUUAACUGAUGCUCUCAAACUUUACAUUAAGAGACAAGAAAUGUUUAGCAGUUUUUUUCAAAAGGUUUCAAGAAUAUUGUUCUAGAAAUGUUCUGAAAAACAUGUGAUGUAAUAAUAGUUUGCCUCACAAUGUUAUUAGAAUGUUUAUUUAUGGAAACGUUAAAAGUAAUAUUUCCAAAAAGUAAAAACACUGAAACAAGUGACAUUGCAGCGAUGUUGGAAAGAACGUUAAAACGAAUCUUCUAAGUACAUCCAUCAGCAGCCGAAGUCCGAGAGAAAGUAGAAGGAGUACAGCCACCUCGCUCUCGCAAGAUUAUAACGGUGAAUAUAAUGAUCAUGUGCUAAAGACGCAGACACAAAUGAAACAAAAAAUCUAACCCAUAUGCACCAAACCAAGGCAGUGCUGAUUGUUCAGGGCAGUGCCGUGUGAAGUCAAACAAGCCUGUUGAUUGGCGACAGUUGAAAAAGAGGCGGAGUCUGAAUUCAUAUGUAUCGGAGUGUUGGGAGCAUCAGUAGUUUCUAUGGUAACUGGCUUUAUAAAUUGAGGAGAAAAAAAGGUAAAAUUCGAAAAUAGUUGGAAAAGAUAUAAAACACGCAGAACUUCACAAAAUCAGCUGUUACUUGUUUAUUGUGUGUGUGUGUGUGUGUGUGUGUAUGUGUGUCUGUGUGUGUGUGUGUGUGUGUGUGUGUGUGUGUACAGUAGCUCACUCAGCACAGGGACACUUUGCGCAGCAGCUGCUGAAUGAUCUAAUGGAGAAUUACUCCAACGCCCUGCGGCCGGUGGAGGACACUGACAAGACCCUCAACGUCACCCUGCAGAUCACCCUGUCCCAGAUCAAAGACAUGGACGAGAAGAACCAGGUGUUGAUAGCGUACCUGUGGAUCAGGCAGACGUGGUACGAUGCGUUUCUGAAGUGGGAUAAGGAGGAGUAUGAUGGGCUGGAGGUCAUCCGUAUCCCCGGCAGCCUGGUGUGGAGACCUGACUUAGUGCUGUAUAACAAGGCUGAUGAUGACCUCUCAGAGACAGUAGACACUAACGUGGUCCUGAGGUACACGGGAGAGAUCACCUGGGACGCCCCGUCCAUCACUAAAAGCUCCUGUGUGGUGGACGUGUCCUACUUCCCCUUCGACAGCCAGCAGUGCAACCUCACCUUCGGGUCCUGGACCUACAACGGCAACCAGGUGGACAUCACCAUGGCGAUGGACAGCGGGGACCUGUCUGACCUGGUGGAGAACGUGGAGUGGGAGUGUCACGGGAUGCCGGCCGCUAAGAACGUGAUCAUGUACGGCUGCUGCUCGGACCCGUACCCGGACAUCACGUACACGGUGCUGCUGAAGCGCCGCUCCUCCUUCUACAUCUUCAACCUGCUGCUGCCCUGCUUCCUCAUCUCCUUCCUGGCGCCGCUGGGCUUCUACCUGCCGGCCGACUCCGGAGAGAAGGUCUCGCUCGGGGUCACCGUGCUGCUGGCCCUCACCGUCUUCCAGCUGGUGGUGGCCGAGAGCAUGCCCCCAUCCGAGAGCGUUCCUCUUAUAGGUAAAUACUACAUCGCCACAAUGAUGAUGAUCACCGCCUCCACCUCUCUGACCAUCUUCAUCAUGAACAUCCAUUUCUGCGGCGCCGAAGCCAAACCCGUCCCACAGUGGGCCAAAGUCCUCAUCAUCGACUACAUGAGCAAGAUCUUCUUCGUCUACGAGAUCGGCGAGACCUGCGCCUCGGCCUCACCCAUCAGCCACGACCAAGAUAUUGACGAUUAUUUCGGCCUGAAGCCUCACAAGAACCCAGAGCAGGACAGACAGAAGCUCCUGAAGCCCAACGGGAAGCCGAGAGAAGCCCCGGGACCGGGGGGUCGGAAGACCCAGAACUCCAAAAGUCAACCACAGCCACAAGCCCCUCAGUCCUGCAGGAAGAGGGAUGGGUUUCAGAACGAGGCCCUCCUGAAGAACACUGCGUCCUCCUGCUGUCCGGAAGACGAGAAGCCACCCGCCGGAGCUCUGCCCUUUGACCUCUGUAUAAUCUGCGGCGGCAGCAGUACCGGCAGCAUCCUCGGCGCCGUGGGCGGAGACUCCAAGGUCAUCCGUAACGUGGAGUACAUCGCCAACUGCUUCCGAGAGCAGAGAGCAACCUGUCUGAAAGUGGCGGAGUGGAAGAAGGUGGCCAAGGUGAUGGACAGAUUCUUCAUGUGGAUCUUCUUCAUCAUGGUCUUCCUCAUGAGCAUCCUCAUCAUCGGCAAGUCGUCGUAGGAAAUACCAGGAAAGUGACACCAUAAAAACGAUAAAAUCACUCUACAAAGGUCUUUGUAGAGUUGCACCAGUUGUAGUUGCUGUGUGUUUAUAAUACGAUUUUUCUGUUUUUUUUUGUUUAUUCUUCAUCAUGGACCCCUUCAUCAUGUUCUAGGUCAGUAAUAGGCGAAGCGUGGGACGGGUCCGGACCCAUGCGUUGUCCAAUGCGGAACCAAACCGAUAAACUACAGAGAAGGAUUUCAUUCUGACCAUGUUCAUUUAAAGCAGUGUAACUUUUCUAGUCUUUAAGGUAAACAUGCUUCCUGCUUUAUUGCGGCACAGUAAACUCACAGACCAAUCACGUGUGCUGUAAAAUCACCACACGCUCUCAUCAGCCAAUCAGAUCUGUGCAGAUGUGGGAGCACGGAGCCGCACAGGCACAGUAGGCAGUGAGAAGUUUCAGUCGGAGAAUAAAACACACGAACAGUAAAACAAUUAAAUAAAAUGAAACUGUUGUUGUUAUCGUGAGACUGGUCUCCUUCUGCUGGACGUCACUCCGGUUUUAUGAUGAGUCUGUAAUCUGAUUACUGACCUUUAUCUGUAACUGAAACUCAGUACCCCCUUAAUACCUGCUUGGUACGCUGAUUAAUGAUCAUCUAUUACCUGUAUACUGUUACUGCCCAGCCCUGCCCAUACCAUAUCCAUGUCCCUGCCUGAGAACGAUCCACUCUCAACUGAGUAUCCUGCUGUUCCUGUGCUCAGAACCUCACUGUAGAUGAAGAUAAAGUACACUUUAAUACAGGAAUAAAUACAAUAUUUCAUUUCAUUUAUUAAUAUACAUCCAUUUCUGCAUUUCAGACUUGUUACAGGUUCCAAACGAAGUUGGGACAGGGGCAAUUUAGGGCUAAUAAUGAGGUUUAAGGUUUAAAAAAGUAAAUAAAUACAUUUUCAAUUGGGAAAUUAUAAUUAUGAUUUGUUAUAAAAGCAGUAUAAAGAGUCUUUAAAGAAUAAAGAUGAAUAAAGGAUCUUCAGUUUGUAACAAAAAU